Porites evermanni is the source of this 808-nucleotide messenger RNA. The record is from the annotation of a GenBank genome assembly. Lineage: Eukaryota; Metazoa; Cnidaria; Anthozoa; Scleractinia; Poritidae.
AGGCCAUUUUUUCUAAAGUGGCUGGAAAAGGAGUUAGAGGCUCUUCACAAAAUGUCCGACUAUGGAAGUGUAGCUGAAGACAGUGACGAUGAAGUGGAAGAAGCUGUUGAAAUAAACGUUGAACAAGGUAUUAGAUAGGAGUGAGGGUUUUGUUGAUUUUGCGACAAGGUGUGAACACCAAAUGGCAUAAUUCCCGACUCCAGAAACCCUAGGGUACAAGCCUUGGGCGCAGGGAUUCCUGUGAUCGCUUGGGUGAACAAGGGUUAAUUAUGAUUGGUCGGUGGUAUUCAAGGCAACCAUUGACCAAUCACAAGUAACGAGUGUCCACCCAAAUGAUCCCAGAAAUCGUUGCGCCGAGAGCCAUUCCCCAUUAGAUUGGGAAAUCUAAAAGAGAAGAACACUGGACAAUACCCACUCUUAACCCUAAAGCUAAUUUGAAAAUCGCGCUACAACAGUACAUUUCCUUUGGAUACCAGAUAUAAGGGCCACGAUACCACAGACGAUACAACACAUUGUGGGCGCACAAGACUGUACAGCUGACAAGUGACAAAUAAGUGCGCAUGCGCUUGUUCGCCAUCUUGAAUGAGACCAUAAGUACGCGAGGCAGGGCAAGGUUGCUUCUCGUUUGUGUCCAUCAUAAAUCGCCUUUCAAAGGCUAAAAUGCAAAGUUUGGUUAAGAAGAAUUAAGGACAGUUAUUUUUUUACAGCGGAUGAAAUGCAGGAAGGGAGCACGGCAGAUAAGAAUCACAUAUCUUUGAAAAUCGAUCGCUCAGCUAAACGCAUUCAGUGGCUCAAGAAGAAUCAGAAA